AUGGCUGCGGGCAUUAGGUUAGAACUAUAUAUGAGGGUGUCCGUACUUGCGCGGCGGACUAUCUCCGGGACGGUGGAUAUCCUUCCAGGGUUCGACAUUUGUACGGGUCAGCAUGUGGAUAAGGUGUUGAUCGCCAACUCCGAUGGCACUCUUCGAGCUUCUGCCGUGCAGGCGCGGGGUGUAGAGGGCACGGAGGCCGUCUAUCAAGCUAAGAAGGAAGACAUACUCACAGCCGGUGCUUAUGGAAGCCCAGCUAUUCUUCUUCGAUCUGGAGUUUGUCAGGCAGUCGAACUGACGGAACUCGGAAUCGAGACCAUAUCGGAUCUCCCAGGCGUGGGAAAGACUCUCCAGAGCCACUUGCAAGGACUCACCAAUCAUCACCUGAUCUGGCACCCCAGAGGGCGCGAGAAGACAGCGAAACAGUACAAGGGCUCCCACACGGGCUUCUUCUCCCAGUUCCCUUUCGGCGUCUUUGCAUGUGAACUCCUCGACGACCGCUUGAAAGACGCGGAGCUCUGGCAGCAAGCCCUUACUGACUCCGCCCAAAUUUCCGCUCGCGACCCGAUGGGCACUCUGAAAACCCAGCCACACGUCAAGGUCUGGAAUACCGAAUGCUACAGCCCGAAGUACAUGUUCAAAGAUUUUCCACGAGCAGGAAAGUACGCCUUCGCAAUGGCGACCACGUUCUUCUCGCCCCGAUCGUGCGGCAAGGUGACGUUGCAUUCCACGGAUCCCCAGGCCAAUCCGAAGGUGCAGCAUAACUACCUCAGCGACCAUGGUUUCGUUUAG
Molecule: messenger RNA, 789 nt
Organism: Trematosphaeria pertusa
Lineage: Eukaryota; Fungi; Ascomycota; Dothideomycetes; Pleosporales; Trematosphaeriaceae
Exons: 2
Coding region: 1-789 (262 amino acids)
Molecular function (GO): flavin adenine dinucleotide binding; oxidoreductase activity, acting on CH-OH group of donors
Source: RefSeq, a predicted model, not a curated record